Molecule: messenger RNA, 1504 nt
Organism: Oldenlandia corymbosa var. corymbosa
Lineage: Eukaryota; Viridiplantae; Streptophyta; Magnoliopsida; Gentianales; Rubiaceae
Source: the annotation of a GenBank genome assembly
AAUCCCACUAUUGUAGACAGUAUAUCUUUUGUUCCUUUACACCAAAGCAACCGAGUACCCCCCAUAAACCCCAACACCACCCCUCCUUUCAUCCCCAAAACUACUAUAUAAACGCCUGUCUUCCACUUGCUCUAUGUUCCUUCAAUUCUUUGGGGAAUCACUGAAGCUUAGAUAAAUAUUCAUUCACAUAUAUAUUUCUCUAAGCUUUCUUCUCACCCCAGAAAAAUUACUGAAAAAAAAAAUGGAUUCAAUCCAAGCACAAAAGCUCGAAGCCAUGAAAAGCUACAAGAGGGCUCAGUUAGUGUACAACCUAAUUGUCUACUCUCUCACAGCCUUCCUUUCUUGUUUGUUUUAUUUGUAUCUGUUCUGGUUCCCUUCUCUCUCCAUGAACCAACUUCUAUCCGUUUUGCUUCCCAAUAUAUAUGCCCUAAUUAGCCCUAAUAAGCUGUUGUUUGUAUUGGGAAACCUCAUAGUCCUCUUCCUCAUAGUAUCAUCCGGUUCACACCAUUCGUCGUCGGCUUCCUCGCCGGCUGACGAAAUCUACAAUGAGUAUGUACGAAGAAGCCGAAGUAUGAAUAAGGAGAUGCACAAGAAAAAUAAUGGGAUUAUUCAUAGGAAAAAGAGUGUUAAAAUGGAUCAUUAUCAUGCCGCUGCCCGUGUGGAUUCGAUUAAGAAGGUAACAUUGGAGAAAAAAGAGAAGGAAAUAGAAGUUGAUAACAAACAUAUUGGUGGGGAGGUUGAAGUUGUUCAUGAUCAUAUUGUGGGAGAAAAUCAUGAUCAUGAUGAAGUUGUGACUAAUGAGGUGGAAAAGCUAAUUAGCGGUAGAGUACCAGAAGAGAUCAGGCAAGAUGCACUAGCUGUUGUAGUUAGGGAUGAAGAUCAGUUGAAGAGAAGAGUUGAAGAUUUCAUUGCUAGGGUUAACAGACAAAGGAUGCUUGAAGAAAGCCGAAGUCGCUGAUUGAUAUCCCUAGCCAAAAAAAUGGAAUUCUAAAAAAAAAAAAAAAAGGAAACAUAAAUUGAUGAAGAAAUAAACAAGAAAUUAAUUUCCUACAUGUACGUACUGACGAGAGUUAGUUAUGUGGAUAAUCAAAUUAAUGAAAGGAUGACUGUACAUAAAUAUGAAUCUAAUAAUAUUGCUUAUUUUAACACGAUAUCUGUGAUUUUUAGAGCAAUCUCAAAAUAUCAGUGGAAAGAGGAAACUUCCUUAGGGAGCAUGCACUAAAAAAUUGAAAGGUCAUGAUCUAAGACUGGAACUUGCACGAAGUUGAAUCGGAUUUUGAAGUGUUAAAGGAUAUGAUGAAUUCGGAAAUGGUAUAUUAUGCAGCUUAUGCUCGAUCACGCUUAUGAAGAAACCAAAAUAUACUUCGUGGAUCCAAAAUGCAAACAAUGUGUAGUGUUGUUAGCUGGAUUAUCUUGUGUUUCACUUCGAUGAGCUAAAAAGCUUUUUUGGGAAUUAUAAGUCGAUGAAAUUAAGAAAAAAAGAGUAUUUCUUCCUUGCUUCCGG